Messenger RNA from Diuraphis noxia (Russian wheat aphid), 671 nucleotides. RefSeq lists its product as uncharacterized. NCBI's taxonomy places the organism in Eukaryota, Metazoa, Arthropoda, Insecta, Hemiptera, Aphididae. The record is from RefSeq and is a predicted model, not a curated record.
UGAAACUGCAGUUUUUCGUCAUCGCGGUGGCGUCGUUAGUAAUUAUGACAUCGGCGGCGGCGUACUUACCACCGAAACCUGUGGUCGUAAUCGGCGGCCCGCUGCACUACAUCAGCAGCCCGUACGAUGGCGCCGUGGCCAGCACGUCGACAAACGUGUUCCGGACACCCGGCCACCCGGGACAGGUGUCUGCGUUCCACAAAACCGUCGAGACGCCGUACUCGUCCUCACACAAGGCGGACGUGCGAUACACCAACGACGUGCAACUGCCGUAUCAUCACCCAGCAGCUAUCCCGUACGGCCACGGCCCGGUCGCCGCCGUCCCGUACGGCUACGGACAUGGUGCGGAUGUCCCGUACGGCUACGGACAUGGUGCUGAUGUCCCGUACGGCCACGGACCGGUCGCCGUCCCGUACCACUACAGGCAUGGUCCGGAUGUGCCGUACAGUCAAGGCCCGACCGCCAAUACGGUUGUAACUCCAUAUUCAGUCUCACACGCCAGUUUCUCCGGACCGCACGGAACCCACUACUCGUACAGACGGUGAUUUGGCCGAUUCAUCUUUAUAGUAAAUCGCGCGUGUGUUGUAAUAACGAUUACCUAUAAACAUAUUAUAAUAUAAUAUUAUGACAAUAAUUUUAUUAUACCAAUGUUAUAUCUAUUAUUUAUAUAC